CGCCUACAACGUGUACAAGGUGGAGACGAUCGGCGACGCUUACAUGGUGGUGGGGGGGCUGCCCGUCCGGGUGCCGGAUCACGCCGAACAGGUUCGGCUUGGCGUAUCCACAUGUCAGAAGCAACGAAAAUCCGAUUGGAGAAGGCUGGAGGAUACCAGAUCGAAUACAGGGGGCCUACGGAAAUCAAAGGCAAAGGCACCAUGGACACCUACUGGCUGCUAGGAAAAUCCGGGUUUGAUAAGCCUCUACCAGAUCCUCCAUCUGUUGAUCUGGACGAGAGCCUCAUUAUAAGCUGCUCGCUGAAUCACAAUUCGUACGACAACUUGGAGGAUUCCGCCUCGCUGGAUUCGAGGCAUCUACCAGCCGACGAUCACGUUAAUAAGUCGCCGAGAAUCAAUCCGUCAUUCAUGAGGAACAUGGAGCACUCAAAGUUCUCCAGCUUGGUCAGGACCAUCGAUGAUUUCGGUCAGAGGUCCGUGGACCACCAUAUGGUCAAAAGCUCCUCCAGCGAAACUCCCAUCGUGCUGGGCACGCCCGUGUCCGCCUCCGAAGUGGCUGCCGCCCUCCUGGGGGCCUCCACCAGCUCCCUGGGCGGCUUCCGCAGGCACGUGAAGAUCGAGGAGGAGGACCUGAGCACCCCGUACAACCACUACAGGUGCCUCAGCCCGAGGCAGCGGGUGGGAAAAGUGCUGCGCAGGCAGUUCAGCCUGGACAGGGCCGAGGAGGUGGCGAGGGUCGACGAUCGUCUGUUGCGUACGAGUCCGAGAUUGUGCAAACAGAAUUCUGCAGGAGCGGCGGACUUGGAAAGGAUCGAAGAAAUCCCAUUAAGGAUUCCAUCUUCGUCUCCCGUGUCUGUGGUCUCGCCGAUCCAAUGCACCUUGUCCAUUUCAGUGGAUUCUCUGAUACACUAG
Messenger RNA from Phaedon cochleariae (mustard beetle), 912 nucleotides. NCBI's taxonomy places the organism in Eukaryota, Metazoa, Arthropoda, Insecta, Coleoptera, Chrysomelidae. The record is from the annotation of a GenBank genome assembly.